Candoia aspera is the source of this 1990-nucleotide messenger RNA. RefSeq names its product adenylate kinase 8 (gene AK8). Bases 16 to 1464 code for a protein of 482 amino acids. The record is from RefSeq and is a predicted model, not a curated record. The transcript is spliced from 13 exons. Lineage: Eukaryota; Metazoa; Chordata; Lepidosauria; Squamata; Candoiidae. Gene Ontology annotation, biological process: nucleobase-containing compound metabolic process. Gene Ontology annotation, molecular function: ATP binding; nucleoside diphosphate kinase activity; AMP kinase activity. Gene Ontology annotation, cellular component: cytoplasm.
GUUGCUAGGGACGCCAUGGACGCUACCAAGAGGCCUCUCUAUAUCCCUCCGCAGAUGGGGCUGUACGCGGAAAAGCACCGUCUUUUCGAAAUAAUGCAGGAUUUGCUGGGAGGUUUGUUAAUCCACCGGCCAGAGAACCCGCUUGACUUCUUGAUAAGGCAGUUAAAAUUCAGCAACUGUGAUGCUCCAAGGAUCUUUUUGCUUGGUCCUCCAGCCGCUGGGAAAACUACGAUUGCAAUGUGGCUGAGUAAACAAUUGAUAAUCCCCCGGAUAUCCCGGGAGAAUUUGUUAACCAAUGAGUGGUCAGCACUAGCAAGCGAAGUGCAACACCAUCAGGAGAGAAAAGAGGCAAUCCCUGAAGUUCUGUGGGCCAAACUGAUUGAGGAACGCCUGCAGCUUGAAGACUGUCUCUGCAGUGGUUGGAUUCUUGAAGGCCUUCCGGACACCCGGGAACUCUCCAGGUCCUUGCAAGUGAUGGGCAUCCUUCCUAGACACGUCGUGGUGCUCCACGCUCCCGACAUCGUGCUGAUUGAACGGAAUCUAGGGAAGAGAGUGGAUGAGACCACAGGAGAGGUGUAUCAUACGACCUUUGAUUGGCCCACGGAUGAGACCAUACGUUGGCGUUUGAAGGCACCCGAAGGCAUAUCUGAAAAAGAGACCUUGCAGAGGUUGCUGGAAUAUCAUCGAAACCUCCCAGGAAUAAUCCAGUCCUUUGGGAAAUCCAUGAAGUUAAUCAAUGCAGACCAGCCGUGUGCGGAUGUCUUCUCCCAAGUUCUGUCACAUGUCCGACUUCCACCUCGAAGCAAUGCCCCAUUUUCACCCCGGAUUCUUCUCUGUGGACCUCCAGGAUCUGGAAAAAGUUUGCAGGCAGCCUUAAUAGCUCAGAAAUACGGCCUCAUCAAUGUUUGCUGCGGGCGAAUGUUUAAGGAAGCUGUAGCCAGUGGUACCCGACUCGGAGAAUUAAUUAAGUCGUACACUGACAGCGGAUGGCCAGUGCCUGACAAAAUUGUCAUAAAACUCCUGUCGAAACGGAUGAACAGGCUGGAUUGCUACAUCCGAGGAUGGGUGCUCCAUGGUUUCCCAAGGGAUGAAGACCAAGCGAAACUCAUGCCAGAUGCUGGUAUUUUUCCAAACAGGGUUUUUUUCCUGACCGUCUCAGCUGAAAUUAUUCUGGAGCGCCUUUCCUACCACAUGUUGGAUCCGAUCAGCGGUGAAAGGUAUCACUCCCUGUAUAAGCCUGCCAUUACCAGGGAGGUCAACGACCGUCUCCUGAUUAAUCCAAAAGAUAUGGAGGAAACCAUCAAGAGCAAAGUGGAAAUGUAUUUCCGGCUUUCCAAAGGCCUGGAAGAAUCCUUCGAAGACGCGAUUUUUAUCAACGGCGAUCAAGACCCCCAGACGGUCUUUGAGUACAUAGAGAGUUAUGUGAUCAAUACGCUCCCAGUCAAAGAGAUCUGGAACCUGUAGUAUCUCAGCCUCCCUAGUAAGGAAGCUGAAGCAAACUCUCCAUCUAAGAACAGCUGAAAGAAAAAAAAAUGAGUAACUUGAGCUUUCCUAAGUAGGGAAGUCAAGCAAAGCCAUAAAAAUAGCGGGAAGUUCUCAAAACUUUGCAAAUAGAAAGUUGAUUUUCUUUCCCUUCCUGUGUGAAAAGACCAGCUAGCUCCUUUUCACGAAACCCUCAUGUGAUCCUGCUUAAAAAAUGAUAUUUGGAGGAGAGGUACACCUUUUGAAGGGCAGAUGAUGUGUCCCUUUCCCCAAAUAAUUUAUGAUCUGUUUAUCCCUUUGUUCUUCCCAAGGGAAAUUUUAAAAGUUAAUAUUUGGAUUGUUAUGUAGGCAGAAAUUUGGAUGAGCCCAAACUGUUUGGGUGGGAGGAAACUGUUAACUUCUACUUUGCCCUCCCCUGUGAUUGCUGAAAAUCUGAUUCCCUUCCACCCGAUUCCUUUGUUUGGUUUAAACUGUGCAGAUAACACUAUUAAAAGCUUUUUGAACUGUU